AGAAAGCUUUCGAAGCAUUCGACCAGGAGAAGAAAGGUUGUAUCGGUACUGUCAUGGUUGGCACAAUCCUCGGCAUGCUGGGGCACCAGGUGUCCGACGAAAGUCUUCAAGAAAUCAUUACCGAGGUGGAUGUCGAUGGUUCCGGUGAAUUAGAGUUUGAAGAGUUUGUAACAUUAGCAUCACGGUUCAUGGUGGAAGAAGACGCGGAGGCAAUGCAACAGGAAUUAAAAGAAGCAUUCCGUUUAUAUGAUAAAGAAGGUAACGGAUACAUCACAACUACAGUAUUACGAGAAAUCCUAAGAGAAUUAGAUGAUAAAAUCAGCGCAGAAGAAUUGGAUAUGAUGAUUGAAGAAAUUGAUUCCGAUGGUUCUGGCACAGUUGACUUUGAUGAAUUCAUGGAAGUGAUGACAGGAGGAGAUGACUAAAAUAUAAGCAAAAAUUUAAAUGUCUAUUAAAACAUCAAAAAUAUCGUUCCU
Molecule: messenger RNA, 476 nt
Organism: Papilio machaon (common yellow swallowtail)
Lineage: Eukaryota; Metazoa; Arthropoda; Insecta; Lepidoptera; Papilionidae
Gene: TpnC41C
Product: troponin C, isoallergen Bla g 6.0101
Exons: 4
Coding region: 54-425 (123 amino acids)
Molecular function (GO): enzyme regulator activity; calcium ion binding
Source: RefSeq, a predicted model, not a curated record